AUGAAUAACAAAGAAGUUAGAAUCAGUGCAUUGUUAGUGUUGGACACCAUUUUCUUCCUUUUGGAAGCCAUCAUUGGUUACACCGUUCAGUCCUUAGCAUUGAUUGCUGAUUCAUUCCAUAUGUUGAAUGAUAUCAUAUCAUUAAUCAUUGCCCUUUGGGCCGUGCGUGUGAAAAAAUUAAAACCUGCUGAUGGGAAGUACACUUAUGGUUGGCAAAGAGCAGAAAUCUUGGGUGCUUUAAUCAAUGCUGUUUUCUUGAUUGCCUUGUGUUUUACUAUUAUCAUGGAUGCUAUUCAACGGUUUUUCAAACCAACGGAAAUCUCCAAUCCUCAGUUGAUUUUGGUGGUUGGUGUAGCCGGGUUAUUGAGUAAUGGUAUUGGGUUGGUAUUGUUUCAUGAACACGGUCAUUCACACUCUCAUGGUGGUGGCGGUGGCGACGGUGCAUCUGCUGGACAUUCACAUUCACAUGCCGAUGGUGGUGCAGCAUCAGGGCAUGUUUCCAAUGGUGAAAUCGAGUCGAGAAUCGGGUUAGAUGAGAGAACUCCGUUGAUUGAUUCCACCGUACGCUCUUCUCCAUCUGAGGUGUUUGAUUAUUUCCCUGACAAUGUUGUUGAGAGGUACAAUUCGGAAACUCCAGCAGUGAAAACAAAUGAAGAUGAACAUGGUCAUGCAAAUGAAGAUACAACCAAAAAGAGUAUCGAGACAAGGAAGAAAAAAUCAAUGAAUAUGGAAGGGGUCUUUUUGCACGUGUUGGGUGAUGCAUUGGGAAAUGUUGGUGUUAUUAUCACGGCUUUAAUUAUUUGGAAAACUGAUUAUUGGUGGAAGUACUACUCAGAUCCGGUUACAUCAUUGGUCAUCACUUUGAUCAUUUUCAAUAGUGCAUUACCGUUGUGUCGUAAAUCAUCCAAGAUUUUAUUACAAGCUACACCACCAUAUAUUGAUUCUGAACAGAUUGUACAAGAUAUUUUGAAGUUGCCAUUGGUUAACAGUGUCCAUGAUUUCCAUGUGUGGAAUUUGAAUGAAGAUAUCUUGAUUGCUUCACUACAUAUUGAAUUGACUCCGAAAUGUGAAGUAACUGUGCCACCACCAGCAACGACACUGGAUCAAUCUGCAUCCAACACAGUUGCUACUAAUGAUUAUUCAAAUACACAGAUUGACAGAAACUUGUUUUUAACAGUUGUGUCUCAAGUACGUGACACUUUACACAAGUAUGGCAUUCAUUCAGUCACCAUCCAACCGGAAUUUCCUAGUUUGAAGGGCAAGUCAGUCAAAUCAAAUAAUAUAGUGGGGAAAGAUGAUUCAAAUGCAUUUGGCAACACAUCAAAACAAAACUGUUUAGUUGAUGGAUUCACCAAUUGUGAUACUCAAACAUGUCAUUAA
Messenger RNA from Lodderomyces parapsilosis, 1380 nucleotides. RefSeq names its product Zn(2+) transporter. Gene Ontology annotation, molecular function: zinc ion transmembrane transporter activity. The record is from RefSeq and is a predicted model, not a curated record. Lineage: Eukaryota; Fungi; Ascomycota; Pichiomycetes; Serinales; Debaryomycetaceae. Bases 1 to 1380 code for a protein of 459 amino acids. Gene Ontology annotation, biological process: intracellular zinc ion homeostasis; zinc ion transmembrane transport. The transcript has a single exon. Gene Ontology annotation, cellular component: fungal-type vacuole membrane.